This is a messenger RNA of Pteropus alecto (black flying fox), 765 nucleotides long. Its product is annotated as mannose-binding protein A-like. Gene Ontology annotation, cellular component: rough endoplasmic reticulum; multivesicular body. The record is from RefSeq and is a predicted model, not a curated record. Gene Ontology annotation, biological process: surfactant homeostasis; positive regulation of phagocytosis. The transcript is spliced from 6 exons. Lineage: Eukaryota; Metazoa; Chordata; Mammalia; Chiroptera; Pteropodidae.
AUGUUCCGGUUUUCAUCACUUCCUGUCCUUAUGUGUGUGGUAACGGUGUCCUGCUCAGAAACAAAAACCUGCGAAGAUGCCCAGAAGACCUGUUCAGUGAUUACCUGUGGCAUCCCAGUCACCAAUGGCACCCCAGGCAGAGAUGGGCGAGACGGACCCAAGGGAGAAAAGGGAGAACCAGGGCAAGGACUCAGAGGUUUGCAGGGCCCUCCAGGGAAAUUUGGGCCUCCAGGAAAUACAGGGGCUCCUGGGUUGCAAGGAGCAAAGGGCCAAAAAGGAGAUCGUGGAGACAGUUCAGCUGCUGAGACUAAGCUGGCUAACUUAGAGAGAGAAAUAAGGAGCCUGAAGUCAGAACUGGACCACAUUAAAAAGUUGCAAAUCUUCUCCUUGGGAAAAAAGUCUGGGAAGAAGUUAUAUGUGACCAAUGGUGAACUUAUGCCUUUUUCCAAAGUGAAGACUCUGUGCACAGAGCUCCAGGCCACUGUUGCCACCCCCAAGGACUCUUCUGAAAAUAAAUUUCUGCAGAGAACUAUCCCGAGAAUCUAAUAUCUAAAACUCAAUGCCUUCUUGGGCAUCACAGAUGAGGUGACUGAAGGCCAGUUUAUGUACAUGACAGGAGGGAGACUGACCUACAGCAAUUGGAAAAGGGAUGAGCCUAAUGACCAUGGCUCAGGGGAAGAUUGUGUGAUUCUUCUAACGGAUGGACUCUGGAAUGACGUCUCCUGCUCUUCCUCCUUCCUGGCCGUCUGUGAAUUCCCAGCCUAA